AAAAGGCUAUUGCUUCCACUUCAUUCUCUUGAAUCAUCCACCGCCCUCAAGCGUCAAUUCCACAUCCUUUCGGGGCCUUGUUUCUUCCAUAAUUAUCUACUUGAAGUUUGCUCCUUAGUUAAUCACAGAGGAUGAGUGUGCGGUCCGUAGGAACGGUCACAGGGCCGGCACGAUGGGGUAGCAUCCAAUCUUUUGCUGCCUCACCCUCCAGUAUCCAUGGGCGGGCCGCCGCAUAUAGACGAUUAUCCACGUCCCCAUUGGUAUCGCGAGCAUCUGCAACGCAGAUACGUUCCAGUCCGACGCCGAACCCCCAAUCCUCUCCUCUCCUCUAUCUACGGAGCGAGUUCCUUCCGCAAGACGUCCUCUUCCGCACUGCUUCCGUUUAUGCGCGCAGCUUCCACUCGAAGUCCGCCCUGCAGCAACAAGCACAGAAGAAAGAAAAUGAGGCCACAAAGGACCGAGCAGAGCCCGAGGUGAAAGCUGAGAAGCCUGCAUCCGAGGGUGCUGCAGGCGAAAAGGCUGCGGGCAAGGAAGGUAGCGAGGGAUCGACCCAAGACAAGAAGGACGGAGAGGAGGGUGAGAAGAAGGAGGGCGAGGAGGGCGAAGAUGGCAAGAAGAAAGAGCCACCGCCACCACCCCCACCUCACGGCGACAAGACGCCAUGGCAGGUUUUCACAGAAACUUUGAAGAACGAGUUCCAGGCGUCGAAAGAAUGGAAUGAGUCUACCAAGCAACUUUCUGCUGGUGUGAACGAUUUCACACAAAAUCCUCGAGUCCAAAAGGCUCGAUCUACCUACAACCAGGUCACGGAUGCUGCCACCACGAAAACCGCCGAUGCAUUGAAGACUACAGGCCGUGCCAUUGGGCAAGGUGCUGCUUGGACAUGGGAUACCACACCUGUGAAGGGCGUUCGUAAGGUCGCAAACGUGACUGGAUCUGGCAUCGAGUACGUCACUCGUCCAGUUCGCCAGUCCAAAGCUUUCAAGGCAGUGAAGGAGACCGUCGAUGAUGGUAGCUCUUCACGUUAUGGUGGAUGGGUAGAAAAGGAGGAGCGUAAGAGGCGAAGAGAGUUAAGAGAACUGAACGAGCUGGAAAAGACGGGCGGAAAGCCUAGCCAGCCACUGGAGGAGGAUCCUGAGGCUGGCACGAACAUCACUGUCCAUAAGGAUGCCCGAUACAAAGAAGUCUGGCGAGAUUUCAGGGAGAACUCGAAGAUUAUGCAGGGGUUCUCUUCGCUGAAGUCAACAUAUGAUGAGUCCGAGAAUCCGCUCAUAUCUACUGCCCGCAGCAUCUCAGAUCGUAUUACCGGUUUCUUCGCCGAGAACGAGACCGCCAUGGUCAUCAAGAAGUUUAGAGAAAUGGACCCCAACUUCCAGCUCGAACCUUUCUUGACAGAGAUGCGCGAAUAUAUCCUUCCUGAAGUUCUGGACGCAUACGUCAAAGGAGACGUCGAGGUGCUGAAAGUCUGGCUAAGCGCAGCACAAUACUCCGUUUAUGCUGCUCUUAUGCAGCAAUACACCACUGCUGGCCUCAAGUCAGAUGGCCGCAUUGUUGACAUCAGAGGUGUUGAUGUUUUGAAUGCACGUCUGAUCGAACCAGGAGAGAUUCCUGUGUUUAUCAUCACAUGCAGGACCCAAGAGGUGCACGUUUAUAAGAAUGCCAAGUCAGGUGAAUUGGCCGCCGGAAUGGACGACAAGGUCCAGCAAGUCACAUACGCCAUUGGAGUUACGAGGAUACCCGAGGAUGUCAGCAACCCUGAGACUAGAGGAUGGAGGCUCAUCGAAUUGCAGAAGAGCGCAAGAGAUUAUUACUGAUCAAGCAGCCAUUUUUGCUCAUUUCCUAUUCCGGCACAUAAAAAAAUGUACUAUUAUCGUCCUUUCUGGCGGUUGUUUUUCCCUCUCCUACGGACGUUAGGUUUCCUGGCAUACGGUGGCGUCUUGAUGAGGUGGGCAUCUUCUCUUUUCACGUCUCAUUGCUUCAACAGAAAAGGCACGCAUGGUCUGCCUUCGUAAAGAGAUUGGGAGGCAUCAGACGAAAUGUUUGCAGCGUCUUAUGAGAUAUACUUCCCCGCUCUGUAUCAUGUAUAGUAUUAUAGCAGAAAUCUGCACUGUAAAAUCGAGGAACUGGCCAACGAACAGCCAAUGAAGGAAUGGAUGGCUUGAUGAAUGAAGUCAGGAACAAUAUCAUAUGUUGAGAUCUUGGCUGAUAUCUGCUAUGUUUGAGAGAAUGUCAG
Aaosphaeria arxii CBS 175.79 is the source of this 2233-nucleotide messenger RNA. RefSeq names its product Tim44-domain-containing protein. The record is from RefSeq and is a predicted model, not a curated record. Gene Ontology annotation, biological process: protein import into mitochondrial matrix. Gene Ontology annotation, cellular component: mitochondrial inner membrane. Gene Ontology annotation, molecular function: protein-folding chaperone binding. Bases 132 to 1814 code for a protein of 560 amino acids. Lineage: Eukaryota; Fungi; Ascomycota; Dothideomycetes; Pleosporales. The transcript is spliced from 2 exons.